Messenger RNA from Zonotrichia albicollis (white-throated sparrow), 7857 nucleotides. It is a transcript of the gene LRRC31, whose product is annotated as leucine rich repeat containing 31. Lineage: Eukaryota; Metazoa; Chordata; Aves; Passeriformes; Passerellidae. Gene Ontology annotation, molecular function: protein binding. The record is from RefSeq and is a predicted model, not a curated record.
CUCGCUCUCCUCAGCCUGCUUUUUGGGGGGAUAAUCCUGUUAGCACCUCUUCUGUCAUAGCUGAUGUAAAAAAAGAUAAGGAUUUGCUUUUUAGGAAGAGGAAUCACUGUGUUUCCCUUCUGACUGGAUUACAGGGAUGCUGUCAGAGUGCCCUGGAGUAUUGUCACUGUCACUCAACAGCCUCAAUGGUGAAAGAACCUCUGAAUUGGCAGCACAUCACCUGAAAUACUGAUGUCAGAGCAUGUGAGCCAGCCCGGCCUAACCACUGUAAUCAGUGCUUAACAUGCUUAAAGGUUUCCCCAGUUUCACAGGACAGAGAUUAUCAAAUAUUCCCAUUCCUUGUUCUCAUUGAACUGCAGGGGGCAUUGAGAAGUCUUGGGCCAGGAGAACCCAGGACAUGCUCACAAACACAGGUUGCUUGGUCUCUGCUUCAUUCCCAGUCACUCUGCUGUUAAGCACAAGCAAAGAACUGUCAAAUUGAUUUCUUCACCAACAGAAAUACUGGGAUUUUCCAUUGUCUGCAUAGCUGAGAUGCCUGGACACCUGAAUUAGCACAAAUUCCUGAUGUGGAUACAGCUCUGUAGUGAGAUGCUGACUUCAGAAACAGAGACAGGACAGCCACUCCUGGUGUCAGAAAACCCUAAAGUCAACUUGGACAUCCUUUCUGUUUGGGAAUAGAAAUGUGCCCUCCUUUUCUACAGAGAAAGAUGGUUGAUCACAAUGGUUUUGUGCAUUUCUAGCUGCUGUAAAUGUUUCCCAGCACGGUACCUCCCAUGGGCAAGAGGAUUUUCCUGAUAUUCACUUUUUCUUCUCAUCUUACCCUGUUGACUUCUUGCAGCACCCUGUGCCUCAUUCCACCCUGCCUGAAUCCUUUGUCUAGUUUCAUUCUGAGUCAAGCUUUUCCUCAGGCUGGUGUCUGCUCAGCUGCUUGCAAAGGAAUUGUUGGUUUUGUUUACCAGCUUUAUCAUUCCCCACCAAAAUCACUCCAGUUUGCAUCUGUCUUUAGUGUAUACAGACAGUGGAUGGUCCUUUGUGUUUAAGGAAGUAGAAAUUAUAUUGCACCAGGUGAGCAGGAAAUGAUAAGGGAAACGGAGAGUUUGCCACAGGAGGGGAGAAAGGUUUGGCUGGUUUAGCCUGCAAAAGGCAAGACCUCAUAGACUGAAAAAGAUUAUCAAGGCUAAAGAGAUUCAGCAUAAAUGGCCAUGAGUAGGGUAAAGACAGAAAUUGUGAUGUUCACCAUUGAGGAAAUGGGACUUUAGGACAGACAGACAAAAAAAAGGUGCAGUGGAGUUUGAAGUAUGCAUAAGGUGUGUCUAAUGAUUGCAUUGUAAUGUUGUACCAUGGUGUUGUCCAGAAGAUGAUUGUGACUUCUCUUGUGUCUCCUAAAGUGAUCGAGAGUGUCAGUCCUCCCUUUUUCUGACUGAGCUGUGCCUCCGGCACUAUUGCUGAGCAGUAUGGACAAAAGGGGUGGGAAAACAAAGAGCUUUUCUCCAGGUACUCCUGUAAUCUGAUCUCUGAGGUGACUCAGCCUCUCUCAACAACAGCUGUCUCGGGGCAUGCAGUGGUUUGUGAGCAGUAGCGAAGAUUUUGCUGCCACUUCCUGAUUUCUGCCUUCAGAGCCAUCGAAGCUGGGACAUGAUCCGAGCAUUUAAAUGGACUUCUCAGCCCCAGGACCGGCAGACUUUGGGACACAGUACAGAGGAAUAGAGGCAUCAGGAAAGAGCCCACAAACCACUUGUGCAGAGCUGUCAAACGGAUGAAGACAGAAACUUGUGAGAGAAAACUGCAUGGAAAGUUCCUAUUAAGGAAAGGAGUGAGGUUUUGUUUGCGUUCUGUGGCUCACCUAUCACACAAAGCCUGAAAGCACUGUAAAAACUGAAAAGUGUGAAAGGGAACCUCAGGUGUACCCAUGGAAAAGACAGAUGACCAGAACUGCCAGGAUAAACAUGAAGAGGACAACGCAAAGAGUUCCCCAUUUGACUUUGUUAUAAAACAAUUCCAAGGAAAGAAGUGUGCUCCUGAAAAAAGGAAAGAGCAGCCUUCAGCCAUCAAACAAUUCUUCAAAGGCUUUGAGUUUGGGAAAUCUGAAGGCAAGGACAGAAGGGAAAUUGAAGAAAUAGAAAUAAGCAAUGACGAAGCUGAUGAUCAGAGUGAAAAGCAAGAGCUCUCUGUAGAAGAUGGACUUUCACAUCUCAUUUCUGAAGCAGAGUCACCAUCUGGUGAGCAGAGAUUUAACCAGUUCAUGGAGAAACUGGGAAAGGAACCCAGCAGCAAGAAUCUGGAUCUAAAUAAUUGUGCACUGAGUGCAGAAGAUAUAACAGAGUUGGCUUCUUUACUGCCAUUUCUCCCAGAGCUGGAAGAGCUCAGCCUGUCCUGGAAUGGUUGUGUUGGAGGCUCUUUGAAAGCUCUCACUGUCCAUCUUCACCACGCGAGCCUGUUAAAAGUCCUCCGACUUAACAACUGCCGGCUGACAGCUGAGGAUGUCAUCUCCUUAGGAGAGGCAUUUGAAAUUGUUUCUCAGCUUGAAGAACUGGAUUUAUCAUGGAACAGUAACAUUGGUGGUAAACUAUCACUGCUGACAAAAAAACUUCAGGAAGGAUGCAAAUUAAAAUGUCUGAAAAUGACAGACUGUAACCUGACAGCAAAGGAUGGAGAAUCCCUUGCUGAAUUUCUAAAUGUGAUCCCAGACCUCGAAGUAUUAGAUAUCUCUAUCAACAAAAACAUUGGCUGCAGCAUGAAGGUUAUUGCUCAGGAUCUGAAAAAUGUGCCAGGCUUGAAAGAGUUAAACUUGCACAUGUGUGGAUUAAAGCAAGACAGCCUCCAGGGCUUAGACACUGCUUUACAGCACCUUGCAGAGCUAAGGAAAUUAGACAUCUCGUGUAACAGAGAGAUUGGUGGCGGCUUUAAAGCCUCAACAGCUCAUUUGGCCAGCUUGAAAAAUCUGGAAGUCCUUGAUCUUCACCAGUGCUGUGUCACAGAAGAGGACAUGACUGUUUUGUCCCAGGUGAUACCUUUACUCUCCAAUCUUCAAGAGCUGAAUUUAUCCUCGAAUAAAAAUGUAGGACUCUCAUCAGAUCCUCUUCUGGGCAGGCUCAGGUUUUUACCAAAGCUGAGAUCUGUGACCAUCAGCAAUUGUGGCUUAGGUGAAGAGUCCCUUUCAUCACUAGCUGAGGCUGCCCUUCACCUUCCUGAACUGGAGAUAUUAGACCUUUCUUGGAAUAAGUGCGUUGGUGGCAACCUAAAGCUGCUUUUGGGAGCACUAAAGCUUGCAACAGAGAUUCAAGUGUUAAGACUGAGCAGCUGUAACCUGGUGGCUGAAGAUUUGGCACUUCUAACAUCCCUGAGGCAAGAUGGCCACUUGGCCAGAAUGCAGAAGCUGGAUUUGAGUUACAACAACACCAUCUCUGAUGAAGGCUGGGCUGUUUUCUGCCAAGGUUUAGGAGCAUUCAAGGAACUCUCAGAGCUGGAUGUGAGCCUCAGUCCAUCGUCCUGCCGGGACUGUGGGCCGUGGUUUGGGGAGCUGUUGGCAGCACUGACACAGCUGCCAGCCUUGGCAGAGCUGGCCAUGCAAAGAUGGGCCCUUUCAGAGUCCCAGAGGAAGAAAAUGGAAGGCUUUAAUCAAGACAACAAAAGAAACAUUCGUUUUGACUGUUGAUGAAGGUUGGAGGUGUGUGGAAGGCCUUUUGGGAGCAGCACAUGAACCAAGCAUUAUGUGUCUCAGAAGAUGCAGUUUUUAAUAAUCUCUUGAAAUAGUUUCAUAGUUAUAGAAAACUGUUAUUUGACAUUCUGCAACAUAGAUCGUUCAAAUUCAGAUUCUCUGGGCCAUGCUUACACUAUUCAAUCUUCUUGUUGUGAAUAUUGCCAAGGCCACAGAGCAGUGCUGGGUCAGAGGGACCUGCUGCAGGUUUGGCCAUGGAGGGAAGGGCUGGGGUUUGUGUUGAUGCAGGUGGGUGGGCAGUGUCAAUGUGGCCUCAGAAAAUACCUCUAAUGUGAAAAUACUUGAAACCUCCAUGUUUUAUAUGCUAGUUUCUUCUCCCCUCAAACUUUUCCCUCUUUGUGAAUUAAUUAAAUCGUAAGUGGGAGAUUUGGCAUCCAUUCCAACAACACAACAUUAUAGAUUAGCCCAGGAAGGAGAAUACAGAAGGAGCUGGUCUGCCUCUGCUCUGGCCCUUGAUGCCAUCUCAUAGUGUAGAUGAGUCCUGUGUAGAGAAUCAGCAUAAAAUCAAGGUAAGAAACACUUAUUUGGUGUCUGUGCAAGUCUCAGGGGCAAGGAAAAAACUAUGGUACACUAAAUCAGAGAUAUGUCCUGCUACUUUAACAAGAAUUUUGGAUGCAGAGCAAUCAAUAAGUGCCAAAUUCUGGCACAAUCACUUGUGUCAUGGAGCAUGUUAACCCACACGUGAGCUCCAGGACUGCAGUGGGAUUAUUCAUCGGUAAGGUAUUUUAGGAAGUAAAGAUAUUAGAUCUGCCCACUGAGUGAGGAGUCUUAGAGAAAUCCUGAGGCAGCUUGAGGGAUAAAGUACUGCUCAAUUAGCUCUGAGCAUCUCUACAUGCUGCAGCAAUCUCCUGGAGGAGAGGCACAACAGGAUCAUUCAGUGGCAACUUCCUAAUUUGCUAAGGCCGCCCUCAGCAAGUUCUCCCCUGCAGAUGCUGAUCAAUAUUCAACUUUCAGUCCAUGCAACCCUUCCAACAUCAACUUUUCCCUGUUCAGGGCUAUAACCAGCAGCUGAAUGCUGAUACCCAUUGAUCAUUUAAUCCAUAAUUUCAUGUCAGAGUCACCCUGGACUUCCUGGUUCCACUUUCAGUUCCACAUGAAAAGUGCACUUGGCUCCCCCAGCUUUGAGAAAUGUGAGUUGAACUGGAGUCUCUUGGUCAGGGGCAGCAGGGAAUUGCUGUGUGGGAUCCCAAACCUCUGAAAUAAAUCAGAGCCCCUGCUUCAUUUAGGGCUAACAAGAGAGAUUUUCUAGCAGUGAGUUAAGCAAGGACAGUUGUUCUAAUGAAGAAAAACCAUCAUGUCUGUUUAACAGCAUCUCAUCAAGCUGUUCUAUUUAUCCCUUGCCUUCAUGUGACUUUCCUCCUCAAAUUCACCUUUGAUCCAACUGGAAAUUUUAUCUCUUAUCUGUUCUGUGAGAAUUUCUCAGAAUUAAUCCUUUCCCUCUUGAACCUCUCUCUCCAGUUUACCUUUAAUGUCCUCUUUCUGUUGAAAUCUUCCUAACUGAACUCAAGUUCAGUGUCGGGGUUUCCUGUUCUUUCAUAGCUGGAUUCCUCAUUCUCAGCUCCAGAGCCCAGAACAGACCCACUGCUGGCAAACUCUCCCCUGCCCCUGAUCCCCCUGCUCAGUCUUUGCCCUCUAAUUAUUCUGUCAUGCCAAUUGUGCCACUAAAAAGCUUUUAUCACCACUACUAAAAAUCUUCUAAAUCUGCCCAGAAAUCUCUCUUCCAGUGAUUUCCUCCUUGGCAGUUUCUGAUUCAUCCUUCUCUCUGUCCCUCUUUGCCUUCACUUAGAGUGAAAAAAUUUCACUAGACAUUUCCAAACAAUCAAAACAGCCUCAGUUACCCAGUGAAAUGGAAAAUCAGAGCAGAGCCGUCCCACUUUGCUGCAGUCCCAGCUCUCUCCUGCCAGUGAGCAUAUUAAUGAGAUUUCAGUAUCAAUCGAGAGCCAAACAGAGACGAGUGCCAUGCCUUGGAUGCAGAUUCAGAGAGCACUACCUGCAGAUGGAACUCUGGUUCUGAUCAACUCCCUCAGGAUGCACCACCUUCCCUGAGGCAAGGGGAGGGAGAGCAGCACUGCAACUCUGACCAGCCAGCUGAACUGAACAAAGGGUUCUGCUCCCACUCUGCAUUUUGAACCUGCACAGUCUAGCUCGAUGCUCUGUGUGCACUGCAGAUGAAACUCAGGGGCUUAAAGGGUAGCUGAGCAGUACAGAAUAAAAACUAGACAAGGACAUCUCGUGUCUAGGACAAACAGCUGUCUGCCUGUCAAGUGCUGUGGAAAGACAUGGUUGCACAUAGAUUUGGCAUGCAAGAAUUGUAGCAAUAUUAUGUUUGUCAUGGAUCUUUUUAAUAACAAAGGAGUUAUGAUGUGUCGGGACCAGAAUCAUGGCAGAAAUUGCAUCCUGCAGACCCACUGCUUUCAAAUAAGCCUGCCAUAGACAGACACAUCCCAAAUGUCACCAAGCCAUGUCAGAGAUGAGCAGUACCACUAAGGCAGUGACAGCUUGCAGUCAUUCAAAGUGCUGUAACUGCAGAUUGUCAAAACAUCAGUGAACAGUUUUUGCCAAAGUGUGGAGAUACUUUCAAACAGCUUUAUACAGCUCUGUAAGACAGGAUAGUAAUGCAGGUCCUGGUGUGGCCUGUCUGGAAUCCUGCUCCAUAUUUCCAAACAUAUUUCCAAGGUACUGGUCGUUUCUGGAGGUAAAGUGCAUAAGUGAGGUUUAUAAACUGUGAUGUUUUUGGGAUCAUUACUAAACACAGAGACAACAGGAGUUUUAAAUGCUGAGCUUUGAUAUUAUUCCUGUUCUGACAGUUCUGGCCUGAUGUUGCACCAGGUACCUAAAGAGAUUAAGAGUGCCUUCAGUCCUGCAUUUGGGAGCAGCUGAAGUCCAUGGAAUUUCCAUGCAGCAGCUGAACAAGAUCUUGCCCCUUCUAUUGUUCCUCCCUGCAAUUUGCUUAUGUCUUCUGGCAGACAUUUAAUUCCUUUAUCUUGUCCCAGCUAUAAUCUUUCUGAUGACUCCAGGAGAAAGAUCUCCUUUGGAAAGAUACUGAAUUUAUUUUCAGAAAGGUUAAGGCAUUUAAAAUUUUCAGUUCCUUCACCUCCACAGGUAUCUAGACACAGUCAUUAAAAAGAUAUAUUACGUCAAUUAAAUAGUAAUCUUUGGAAUUUUGUUUUUAGGGAAGAAAUCCCCUAAGAAAAUUCUGUGGAGCUGCAUUACUGUUGAUAGAUGAACACAGAAUAUUCUGCUCAUUAAUGUCACAUUAUACUUCACAGUAUGGUGGAAAUUUUGGCAAAGACAUCUAUGUUGUUUCCUGUGCUGGAAAGAUUUCUUAUGGGUUUAAUUUUAUUUCUUAGCAGAAACAUUAGUCUGCUUCUUCAUUUCCUUUGUAUGCACAGUGCAGCAGAGAGCAAUUUAAAUUAAUGAAAUCUGAAAGUGAGUCUUUUGCAUAAAUUGCUACUUCUGUAAAUGUAACCUUCAAGGAGAAAACUGCAUCAGUGAAAAAAAAUCCUUGAGAAAAAAGCAUUGCAUUAAAUAAAAAGGAAAGUGUAUUCUGAGGCCAAAAUAAGGAUGUCUAUGAAUACUCUUACACUCACCAUAGCCCAGGGGUGCAUAAUUGUUCAUUAUCAAAUGAACAGCUAAUGUUCAUGGAGUUAAAGACAUGAACAAUAUCAUAUCCAUUUUUAAAUUGCCCUGUGCUCACUCUGUGACAUAUUGAUUCUGUGCAAAUGCAGCUCUUAUUUUCCCAGUGUACACAGAAAAAAAAGAUGCAAAAACCUGCAGCAGUCCCUCCAGUCAGGAUUCCAUCUUUAUGAUUCAACACAAGGGUCAGUGUUUCCAACUUCUUGCUUUUUUCUGCCUGAAUUCUGAGAUGCCAGCAAUAAUGAGGAACCCAGGCUUGGGGUGUACCAGUGCAAUGUCCCUUCUCACUGUCGUGGGGAAAAGCGACACUUGGUUGUAAUGGAGAACUUGGAUUGUGCAAAAGGGAGGUAUCAAUAAAAUAUAAAGUAAAACAAAGGAACAAAUACAUUUUUCAUAGUGCACUUUCCUUUAGGAAUAGCAGCAAAGCGUUUUUCAUUCAGAUCUGGCAUCCUGACACGGAUUAACCUGGUGGAGGAUGCAGGUACAAUGUGUAAGGUGGUGCA